AUGAAGCAGGGCAAGGAAUAUUCUGUCACCAAAUCAGACAGCAGACGAAUUUACUUCAAAUGCAAGCAUUCAGAUAAGUGCCCCUUCAAGCUCAGUGCAUCGUCUCAAGAUGGAUCCAUUUGGGGUGUGUAUAAGUUUACCAAUGAGCACUCAUGCGACGGUGAUCUAGGGCGCGUAAAGCGAAUAAAGGCCCCCGCAAAAGUCGUUGCAACAUAUUUAACACAGAAAAUAGAUAACGAUUGUGAGAUCUUGAAGCCGAAGGCCAUCCAGCUGGAGCUGCAACGUGAGUUUGGUGUACAGAUCAAGUAUGAUGUUGCAUUGCGAGCCCGUAAUCGAGCGACUGAGAUGGUUUAUGGUCGACAUGAUCAAUCCUUCGAGAUGCUGCCUAAGUAUUUAUACAUGUUGAGACAAUCCAAUCCCGGUUCGUUGGUGGAGUGGGAAGUUGACCCUGAUGGCCGAUUCAAACACUUAUUUGUUGCUCUUGCAGCUUUGGCUAGUUGUUUCAUAUUCAACUUACGGCCAGUGAUUGUAGUCGACGGCACACACUUGAAGGGCAAGAAUAGGGGUAUUCUAUUUGUUGCAGUGACCAAAGACGGCAAUAAAAGUUUAUUCCCACUCGCGUAUGGUGUUGGCCCGAAAGAGAACGAUGAAUCGUGGAUGUAUUUCAUGUCGCGCAUUCGACGUGUUUAUGGGCAAGCCAAUCCACUUUUGAUUGUCUCUGAUCAAUAUAUCUCCAUUGCCAAUGCUAUCAGGAAUGAGUUACCAAAUGCAACCCACGGCCUAUGCUACUACAAUUUGCAAAAUAACCUGAAGCAUUACGGUAAGGCAGUGGUAGAGUUGUAUCGACAAGCUGCAUUUGCGUACGAGAAAUCUAACUUCACUAGGGCUAUGAACGCCCUAAAGGUUAUGAAGAUAGCCGCGUACGAUAAACUAAUGGGGAUUGGGCCGAAAAAGUGGGCUCGUUCGAUGUGUCCUAUGCCUGUACGAUGGUAUAGUUUUAUGACAUCAAAUGCUGCUGAAGCUUUUAAUGCCAGAUUGUUGUGGGCAAGAAGACUUCCUAUCUGCUCAAUGUUAGAGGCAAUCAGACUUGUUAUUGAGAAAUGGUUUAGCGAGCGACUAAGAGCUGCACAACAAAGCGAGGAACCCUUGUCUGCUGAGGCCGGUAAAAUGGUAGCUAUUGAAGUCCAAAAAAGUCAUCGAUACACUGCACAAAGGUUGAGUGGCCGGAAGUAUAAGGUGCAAACUGGUGACAGAAGCUUUAAGGUGGAUCUGGAGAAGAAAAAAUGCAAGUGUCGAGCAUUUCAGCUAGACCAACUGCCAUGUUCUCAUUCAAUCGCUGCAAUAAGUUACUCUGGCGAAGUUAAUAAUCUCCCGCCAAGACACCAGUGGUUGAUUCCUGAGUACCUCGCUGAGAGUGUUGUAUUACCUCUGAUUGUCACUGGACAAUCGGGGCGACCAAAAGAAGGUAGACAUCGAGGUGGUGGUGAAGGCAGCAGCACACAAGCAGAUGCGUCUUCGAGUAGCAGGCGUCGUAAACCAAAGAAGUGCAGCAUCUGCCAUGAAGAAGGACACAGCAAGAGAACGUGCGCUGGCAGGGCGACUGAGCCCAGGGAGUAG
Salvia miltiorrhiza (redroot sage) is the source of this 1617-nucleotide messenger RNA. RefSeq lists its product as uncharacterized. Gene Ontology annotation, molecular function: zinc ion binding. Lineage: Eukaryota; Viridiplantae; Streptophyta; Magnoliopsida; Lamiales; Lamiaceae. The coding region runs from base 1 to 1617 and encodes 538 amino acids. The record is from RefSeq and is a predicted model, not a curated record. The transcript is spliced from 2 exons.